AUGGGUGUGGUGGUGCGUUUUAAUAUGGCGGCGGCAGUCUCAUACACAGAGAGCCCAGAGUUCUUGGAUUUGACAGCGCAAUCAAAUUCCAAUGCUGCCAACUGGGUAAAAUUUGUCGCUGGAUUCCAGGAUGGCACUUAUGGGUAUUUGGUGACCUACAACACUGGUCUGGUCAUUCGCUUUAGCUUGGCGAGCUAUGGAGACGUGGAGGAGAUCAGUUUGACCAACUCAAAUCCGCUGAUUGGCGGGCUGAAGGUUGGGGACACGGGCCACUUCUUCUUUGAGUCAGGAAUGUACUGGGAACAGAUGGCCUUGAUCAACAACGCGACCAGCACAGAUCAAUUUAGAGCAACCACUCCAUGGACCUCAUAUGAUGCAGUCUUUGCAGGAGAGAGCAUCUACGUCUUGGGCACGACAGGGUCGUAUUCCACGGUGAUUGCGCUUUGCCAGGACUGGAGGAAUCGACAGGAGACUUUGCGCUCGUGUAGUCAGGAGGUGUCGCAAUAUGGCUUGACCUCAUCUCUGGAAAGCUACACAAGCACGGGAAGCCAAUUCACUGAUGAUGUCCAUGUCUAUAUGCUGCCGGGUGGUGGUACGGAGGUGGUGAGGAUCGGCCUGGCACCGAAUGCAGCCAACAAUUUACAGGUCUCCUUUAUGACCAUUCCAACCUCUGGUUCCGCCACGCUCUACUUCAAUGGAGGCUUUCAUGAUGGCAACUAUGGCUAUUGGGUGCCUGGGUCUGGUUCAACGAUGGUGCUGCGCUUCGACUUGGAAACCUUCAGCUCCGGGACUUACAUGGACUUGUCCAUCUUUCCCUCUGGGUCUGAUUUUCAAGAUGGCUUCGCGAGUGAUGGUUAUGGCUACCUGCUGCCACGCAUGUACGGAGUGAUUUUUCGCUUCCUGACGUCUGACUUCACCAAUACCUCGUUGGUGGAGCAGCUGGACCUUACUCUAACAAACUCCCGCUUGAGAUCCUUUUCUGGCGGAGUCCACGAUGGUACCUAUGGCUACUUGGCACCUUACCAGGAUGACAUGUCCUCGAAUUUGGAGCUGUUGGUGCGCUUUAAGCUGGACUUCACCGAAGUGAUGACCCUGGACCUCAGCUUAGCAGACACUGAGCUGAGGGGAUUCACUGGCAUAUUCACAGACGGCACCUACGGAUACCUCUACCCAGGUGUGAACUACAAAGUGGGUCGCUUCACCCUGUCCACGAUGCUCUCUGCGGAUGUGGUCAGCCUGACAGUGGCAAUGUCAUAUUAUAUGACAGGAAUCGCAGGCAGCAGUUAUGGUUAUUUGGUGCCCAGUCCCUCUUCAAGCUCACAAGUCUCCAGAAUGGAUUUGGCCACCUUUGCCCUGGGCACGGACGCGGUAGUGGACUCUGGUGUGUCGAGUUGGUACUUCGCAGAAGGCAGCAACUACGACAUUUUCUUCCGCUCUAGUGCCAACUACUCGCGGAUCUACAAGUUCUGCGAGGUGGCGUCUUCAGCCUCGUCGUCUUGUGAUGGUCAG
Messenger RNA from Durusdinium trenchii, 1509 nucleotides. The record is from the annotation of a GenBank genome assembly. Lineage: Eukaryota; Dinophyceae; Suessiales; Symbiodiniaceae.